UCUUUUUGCAGUUGUAUGUCAUUUAAUUUAAGGUAUAUCUUGAUCAAAAGAUGCUGGAACUCAGAGGAAAAAAUGGCCGAACUAGAUGAUCAAACCAACGAUCAACAGUUCUGCCUGAAGUGGAACAACUUCCAAGCCAAUAUCACCUCACAGUUCGAAGCUCUGAGGUUCAGUGAGGACUUCACUGAUGUCACCAUUGCUUGUGAUGGUCAGCAACUUCAAGCACAUAAGGUGGUGCUUUCUGCAUGCAGCCCCUACUUCAAAGAGUUGUUUAAGGCUAACCCUUGCUCACAUCCAAUAAUCUUUAUGAGAGACGUAGAAGCGCGACACAUUAUAGCCCUGAUGGAGUUUAUGUAUGUCGGUGAAGUAAACGUUUCCCAAACUCACCUCUCAACUUUCCUCAAGACUGCAGAGUCCUUGAAAAUACGGGGACUUACUGAUACAUCUUCAGAGUCUGAUGUUGUGCCAGAAGAGAAUAGUCUAUACCUCAAGCCUCAAACAAGGUCAACCAGGAACAACGGUCUUCUAGUCAACAAAAACAAACCAAAAACACCACAAAUAUCCUCAACAAGCACCGUAACAUCUAGUCAAGACGUACCUUUAGACGAUCUAAGUAAUAUAUUGAUGCCAAACAGUUCUAGUCCAGCCCCAAAGCGACACUGUAAAUCAGAGACUGAAAUUAGAGUUAGAAAAGAGGAAUCGAUGACUGUGAAUCCUUUUGCCAUACAGGGCGAGUCAAGAAGCCAGCCAGAACUGCUGAAAACUGGUCUGUUUCCUAAAGUUGAACUGCCCGAGUAUAUUAGUGACGAUGAUAAUGAUGCUUCUUCGAAUUUCUACAAUACUGAAAGCAACCUUUUGCCAGGUGGGAUUGAUAUUUUGCCACAAACCGCGAGUUUUUUGAGUAAAGACAUUGGAGCGCCGGAUUUGAGCCAUCCAAGUUUGAGGAUUAGAAGACGCAGAGUUUCGGAUCACUGGUCGCCGUACUCCCUUCAUCAUCAGGGUAACGGUUUUCUGAACGAUUUCGACUCUCCACCGAGGAUUUUUGAUAGAAGGGAACCAGAGAGACGCAGUAAAUUGGUAAAACUUGGAGAAGGCAUUGAGAUUUACGAAGACCAGCUGCGCAGUAUCAAAUGGAGCGACUACAGGAAGCUGACUAGGGGUUUAGCUACAAUUCUGUUCAGUCCUGCUGAGUUAGCUACGUGCUCAGUUACUGGGCAGAGAUGGAGUAGAGCUGGGAGCAGCGAGAGGCCUGUGAAGCCCGCUCUGGAUAGAGCUAAAGUCCAAGCAAUAAUAUCUUAUGUAGCAGAUAGGUUUCCUAUGGUGGAAAUCAGCAGGAUAAAGCAAGUUUUGGCCUACAAAUGCAAAGAAAACUCCACUGCUUUCAAAAUGAAGGCCGUCCGCUAUUAUGGGCAUGAGGAACAACUCAACUCAUUUGCACUGGGAGAAUGAAGAAGUUAUUUUUUAGGAACAACUAGUGAGAAAUAUGUGUCAAAAAAUAUUGUGUUUUAAUUUUAGAUUAUUAAAAAAAAUAAGUGUUUUACCUAUGUUAUAUUUUUAUGGGUUUUAUUAUAACUAACAUAAGAUAUUGUUAUAUUUUAUUUGUUUUUUUUGUUGUUGUCGCUGUUUUACCAUUGAAUAAAAAUGUCUGUCAAAA
Sitophilus oryzae (rice weevil) is the source of this 1654-nucleotide messenger RNA. RefSeq names its product longitudinals lacking protein, isoforms H/M/V-like. The coding region runs from base 16 to 1449 and encodes 477 amino acids. Gene Ontology annotation, biological process: regulation of transcription by RNA polymerase II. Gene Ontology annotation, cellular component: nucleus. The transcript has 9 exons. Lineage: Eukaryota; Metazoa; Arthropoda; Insecta; Coleoptera; Curculionidae. Gene Ontology annotation, molecular function: protein binding; DNA binding. The record is from RefSeq and is a predicted model, not a curated record.